This is a messenger RNA of Ruditapes philippinarum (Manila clam), 7467 nucleotides long. Its product is annotated as plastin-3-like. The transcript is spliced from 12 exons. Gene Ontology annotation, biological process: actin filament bundle assembly; actin filament network formation. The record is from RefSeq and is a predicted model, not a curated record. Gene Ontology annotation, cellular component: actin filament; cytoplasm; actin filament bundle. Bases 92 to 1960 code for a protein of 622 amino acids. Lineage: Eukaryota; Metazoa; Mollusca; Bivalvia; Venerida; Veneridae. Gene Ontology annotation, molecular function: actin filament binding; calcium ion binding.
AUAUCGCGACUUUGACAAUUUGGUAAAAUUUACACAUAAGUCACGUGACAGUCCCACCCUUGAGCUAGAUUACUUCAGUAUAGUAUCGAAAAUGGCAGGGAGAUCUUCUGUGUGUUUAGAGCAGGAACAAAUUGAAGAUUUGAGGUCGGCAUUCGAAAGUUUGGAUGCCAAUGGGGAUGGAUCACUUGAUUUGGAUGAGUUGGGUACAGCGUUGGACCUUGUAGGACUUAAAAUGCCCAUGUACAAAGUGCGGAAACUGCAAGAAGACUAUGCCUCUAGCGAUGCAAAUAGAGAUGGGAAACUUGAUAUGGAAGAAUUUAAAUCUCUAUACAUAAAAUUAAAAAAAGAUCAGGAUUUCGGCCAUGUAUUUAAAAAGUCUAUAUCGUCGAGAACAGACAUUAAACAAACAGUUGGUAGUUCAGACGGUAUUACACAUUCUGUUAAAGAUUCCGAAAGAUACGCCUUUGCUGAUUGGAUAAACAGAAAUUUGGAGGAUGAUGAAGACUGUAAGAAUCUUUUACCAAUAAAUCCAGAUUCUGAUGAUUUGUUUACUCGAGUGAAGGAUGGUAUUCUUCUAUGCAAAUUAAUCAACAAAUCAGUGCCUGACACUAUAGACGAAAGAACAAUCAAUAAGCAAAAAUUGAAUGUAUAUACGAGAACUGAAAACCAUAACCUUGCCCUUAAUUCCGCUCAGUCUAUUGGAUGUAACGUAGUAAAUAUUGGGCAUUCCGAUUUGGAAGAGGGAAAACCACAUUUGGUGCUUGGUCUUUUAUGGCAAAUUAUUAGGAUUGGUCUGCUUAGUGAAAUAAACUUGCAAAACCACCCAGGCCUGGUUUUAUUGCUGAGGGAUGACGAAACUAUUGAUGAUCUGCUUAAACUUUCACCAGAAGAAAUCCUGAUACGCUGGGUGAACUACCAUCUUGCCAAUGCUGGCUGCAACAGACAAAUCAGCAACUUCAGUGGUGAUAUUAAGGAUUCUGAAGCCUACACAUACUUGUUGAACCAGAUUUCUCCCAAAGAAUUUGGAGUUAAUUUAGAUCCACUUUCGGAAGUUGACAAUGAGAUGAGAGCUGAGAGUAUGUUGAAGGAAGCUGACAAAAUCAAAUGUCGAGCCUUUAUUACGAGCAAAGACGUUGUCAGGGGUAACGCGAAACUCAACUUAGCUUUUGUAGCCAAUCUGUUCAACACAUAUCCUGCUCUUGAGAAGCCUGAUGACAUGGACAUUGAAAUCAUUGAAGAAACUAGAGAAGAGAAAACAUAUCGCAACUGGAUGAACAGUAUGGGUGUUAAUCCACAUGUUAACCGAUUAUACAGUGAUCUUCAGAACGGCCUAAUCUACUUCCAACUUUACGACAUCAUCAAGAAAGGAUGUGUUGACUGGAAAAAGGUCAUUAAAACAUUUAAGAAACUUGGGGCCAAAUUCGAAAUGAUCGCCAACUGCAACUAUGCUGUUGAUCUAGGAAAGGAGGUGAAAUUCUCCCUACCCGGCAUUGGAGGUGCAGAUUUGUAUGACGGCAACCCGACGCUCACUCUCGGUCUUGUGUGGCAAUUAAUGAGAGCGUACACUUUAUCUGUGCUCAAAGCGAUGUCUGAAGAUGGUAAACCUAUUGAUGAUAAGGCAAUCACUGGUUGGGCAAACAAGAGACUGACAGAAGGAGGUAAAAAAUGCCAGAUUUCCAGUUUCCAGGAUCCUACACUGUCUGAUGGAGUGACCAUUCUACAUUUGAUAGAUUGUAUUGCACCUAAAAAGGUCAACUGGGACGUUGUCAAGGAAGGAGAUAAUGAGGCGGACAAAAUGUCAAAUGCUAAAUAUGCCAUAUCAAUGGGUAGAAAAGUUGGUGCACGAAUUUACGCCUUGCCGGAAGAUAUUGUAGAGGUGAAGCCUAAAAUGGUGAUGACAAUAUUCGCGUGCCUCAUGACCGUUGAUUGGAAGAAAGCUCAGCAAGCGCAAGAAGAUUAAAAAAACCUGUUCAGUCAUCGUCAUUUCUAUCGUUAAAGAAAUUCUUUUGAAUCUUGAUGGAGUAUGGAACCAUACUGAUAUAAAACAAACAUAAUUUUUGUUAUGAGAACGAUUGUUAUGGAAAGCAUAAAGGUGUUUAGAAAAAGCCGCUAGCGUUCUCGGAAAUUUUUUUCAUCGAGAAACGCUACUCCAUUUCCUUGAUGGACCAUUUGUCAUGCAAACAUUUCAUAGUAAUUAUAUAUUAUAUAUAUUAUAUAUAUAUCACUAAUUUUUACUGUUAACAAUGUUUAUACGUUGAUGGGACCAGUGUGUUGAAGAAGUGAUAAGUCUUUGCAUUAUGAUUGGGGCCAAUAAAGAUUUUAUAUAUUAUAGAAUUCUAUGUUGCUUGUUCACAAAGUGACAGGGUGAGCUUUUGUGAUCGCUUUUCGUCCGUCGUCCGUCCGUCGUCCGUUCUCCGUAAACUUUUACUUUAAAUGACAUCUCCUCAUAAACCACAAGGCCAAUUUCAUCCAAACUUCACAGGAAUGUUCCUUUGGUGGUCACCUUUAAAAAUUGUUCAAAGAAUUUAAUUCCAUGCAGAACUCUGGUUGCCAUGGCAACCGAAAGAAAAAACUUUAAAUAUCUUCUUUAAAAAAACCAUAAGAGCUAGAUCUUAGAUAUUUGGCAUGAAACAUUUUCUAGUGAGUGUCUACCAAGUUUGUUCAAAUAAAAGCCCUGGUGUCAAAAUUGGCCCCGCCCCGGGGGGUCAUUGAUUUUCCCUAUAUGCAUAUAGUAAAAACUUAAAAAAUCUUCUUUUAAAGAACUCAAAGAGCUAUGGCUAAGAUAUUGAGCAUCAAACAUGUUCUAAUAGGUGUCUACCAAGUUUGUUCAAAGAAAAGCCCUGGGGUCAAAAUUGGCCCUGCCCCAGGGGGUCAUUGAUUUUCCCUAUAUGCAUAUAGUAAAAACUUAAAAAAUCUUCUUUUAAAGAACCAAAAGAGUUAGAGCUAAGAUAUUUAGUAUUAAACAUGUUCUAAUAAGUGUCUACCAAGUUUGUUCAAAUAAAAGCCCUUGGGUCAAAAUUGACCCCGCCCCGGGGGGUCAUUGAUUUUCCCUAUAUAUGCAUAUAGUAAAAACUUAAAAAAUCUUCUUUUAAAGAACUCAAAGAGCUAUGGUUAAGAUAUUUAGCAUCAAACAUGUUCUGAUAGGUGUCUACCAAGUUUGUUCAAAUAAAAGCCCUGGGGUCAAAAUUGGCCCCACCCCGGGGGUCAUUGUUUUUCCUUAUAUGUGUAUAGCAAAAACUUAAAAAAACUUUUUUGAAAAAACCCAAAUAGCUAGAGUUAAGAUAUUAAGCAUGAAACAUCUUUUAGUGAGUGUCUACAAAGUUUGUUCAAAUAAAAGACCUGGGGUCAAAAUUGGCCCCGCCCCGGGGUCAUUGAUUUUCCUUAUAUGUGUAUAGCAAAAACUUAAAAUCUUCUUUGAAAAAAACCCAAAUAGCUAGAGUUUAGAUAUUAAGCAUGAGACAUAUUCUAGUAAGUGUCUACAAAGUUUGUUCAAAAAAAACCCUGGGGUCAUAACUGGCCCGGCCCCAGGGGUGUCAUUGUUUUUAACUAUAUGUGUAUAGUAAAAACUUAAAAAAAAAUCUUUUUUAAAUAGCCCAAUGAGCUAGAGCUUAGAUGUUAAGCAUGAAACAUCUUCUUAUGGGUGUCUACCAAGUUUUUGCAAAUAAAAGCCCUUUGGUUAAAUUGGCCCUGCAACGUUUGGGGGGGGGGGGGGGGGCCUAUAUACAGGUGAGCGACCUCAGGGCCAUCAUGGCCCUCUUGUUUUUCUUAAAGCCCUCUUAAUGAUAAUAAUAAUAUGAGAGAAAAAUGAAAAAGUUAUAAAAUGGAUAAGAUUGGAAACCAUGUUAUUGAAAAAGUGAUGGGCAUUUGAGACUGUCAGGGACGGUAACCCAGUAUCUGCUGAAAUAAAAUAGCCAAAAAAUUUAUUUUGUUUGUACCUUGUGAAGCUUUUACAUCAUCAUUCAUUAUUAAAACAUGUAAAGUGCAGACGACACAUUAAUAUCCUGGAAUUGAGGCAAUAAGUAAACCUGAACAAUGAUUAAAAAGUUUUUCAUGGUAUUUGUGUAAUCAUUUCUAAAGCUGUCUAAUUUGUUAAUGAACAAAUACUUUGCUUGUUAUAUGUACAUUGUAUAUAAAUUGGCCUUAUAAUUUUACUUUGGUGCUAAGUGCAAAUUAUUUUGAUUUGAUGCUAUUUUUAGAAAAACAAACUAUUUUUAGAUUUUUGUUUUGUUUUGGCAAUGUUCCAGAUGUCACAAAAUGUUUAAAACUAGAAAGAACUGUAACAGGGAUUGUAUAUUUAAUGUAUUUAUAAACUUAGGGAAGUUGGAAUUUUAGAGAAGAAAUUGGAUAAAUGUCUUAAUUCUUUAUUUCCAUCUCAUUUCUUACAAUAAGGCUUACUAUAAGAGGGUAGGGGAGUGGGUGGUGUAACGUUGGGAGGUUAAAGUAUGCUUGGCCUAGGAAUAAUAAUGUGUGUAAAUAUUGUUGUUUUCUUUUGUAUACAAGUAACUGUCUCUAUAUAUAGCUGAACAAGAAAAGGCGGCCAUUGUUUUUUAUACAUUUUUUUUUUAGAAAAAGUACUCUUAUAUUCCUCUUUUGAUAAAAUAUAUUUAGAUCAAAGCUUCAAAGGACUGAAAUUUAUAUGAUUCUACAAAUGAGCAGAAAUUAUUUACAUAUUUUAUUUAUAGAACUCGGAAUAUUUAAAAUCAUUUACUCUCCAGGUGCCAUGUUGCUAUGGUUUCUUAUUUUGAGGAAACUGCAUAGAGUAUAUAUUAACGUGUAAUCGGCAACAUAUUAUUUGUUUUCAGAAUAAUGACUGGAGUAGUCAAAAUUUACUAAGAAAAAUGCUCAGUCCUUAUAAAAGUGCUGUUUUAUUUUGGCCUAUAUAGAUUAUCGUGUAAUCAUAUUAAAUUUUAUAUACGGAAAGAAAUUUAAAGGAUCUGUGAUUUAGCUAAGUUUUAUGCAAUUACUGUAAAAUGUAAAAUUUCGUGGGUAAUUAAAUUUUCAUGGUUUACGUUAUAAUUUUCUACAAGAAAUUUCUUUUUGCAAAAUAGAUGUAUAUCUUUCAGUUCUAGAUAUCCCUUCAUUUUGUACAAAGUCUUUGAUUUCUUGUAUUGUUAGCAAAAUUGGGAGUUUCGUACUUUUGAGAGUGUAAGAAAUUGUCUAUUGUAACCACUUAAAUGUAAACCAUGAAAAAUUAACCACCCUUGAUAUAUUCAUCAUUUUACAGUUUUUCCUUGUUUGUAUAGCACAUGUAUUUUAUUAAUUCUACUCGUAAGGAUUUCUUUGAGGAGAAAAAAGCUUUCAUUUGUUAUUGUACCUCAAAAAAGUACAAAUUUCGGAUAUCAGUGACUUGAAAGACAUUAAGAAAACGGUUCCAACAUUGUUACAAUCGAGUCUGUAAUAUGUAAAUCUAGGUAAUUUAAGUAACAAAAAUUACUUAACUAAUUCUGUUAAUGUAUAUAAUUAUAUUUGGAGCUGGAGUAAUUGUACUGUUUUGUUGUUUUUUAUACAAGAAAUGAAAAAAAUGGGCACAUUUUAUAAAACAUUUUUGUUAGAUUUUUCAAAUAUUAUUUUUGUAGUGUUAUUAUUACAUUAUUUUCUAUGUUAUACAUUCAUAUACAUAUAUAUAUGUAUGUCAUGCACCUUCAGUAGAACUUUUUCUAUAUUCUUAAAUAAAAAAAGAAUUCUCCUGGUUUUGAGAAAAAAAUGAAUGUAAAUAUUAAAUAUUUAAAAUUAAGCUGUUACUUUUUGUUCGUGUUAAAAGAUUUUUUUCCAGAUGUUACAAAGUUAAAAAUACAAUUACUGUUGAAGGAUCAUCUUUUAACUUUUUCAGUUUUGUUUGCAAGUAAUCACAUGUUAAAAUUUGGCUUGUUACAACUACCGUAAUGGAAAAAAUAGUUUGUAGUUUGAAAAACAACAAUAAAAAAAACCCAAUGUUUGUAACUUUCUAGAUGAUUGAUUUCUGAUACUAAAAUUAUCUGGUAGACUGUCAGGAUUUGGUCCAAACUACCAACCAUUGGUUACAUAAGGAAAUAUUACAAUUUUUACUUCCAGAAGGGUUUCUUUGUAUUUUUUUUUAUUUGUUCUAGAUAAGAUAUUACAAGUAUUUAAGUAUUUGUGAAAGCUUCAGAGUUGUUAAAGGAUUGACGCCAUUCUUUACCAUAAAAAGAAACUUCUGUCAGUUUAACAAAAAAAAUUACAAGAAAUAAGAUUUUUAUUUUUUUACCAUCUUUACAUAUCAUUUCAUUGAAAAGUAUUAUAUUGUAAUUAUGCAAGUCGAGAAAAAAAGGAAGUAAAAAAAAUUAGUUUUCAUUUUUUUUGUUUUGUUUAAAUGCUUCUGUAUAUGUGGAAGAUAGGUUUAUAUAAAUUUGUAUUUUCAUCUAAUUAAACUGGAAAGUGUUCAGGCUGAGAAAAGGUUUUUAUUGAGACUUUUGUUAUAUAGUAAGUCUGUGUAAAUCCACUUACUUCAUUGCUGCUCAUUCUUUUAGAGUCAUAUCUGUUAAUUGUUUGAUGGUUUUUUAUUGACCAAUCAUUUAUCAGCACGUUCGUUUCUGCUUUUCAUUAUCUCACAAUUAUAGCCAUAGAUGCCUUAUUACAUAAUGGACAGUAGAUCAAGGCUUGAAAUUUUAAUCAAAAACUGAAAAGAUUGUAAACCAGUCUGAAAUUGCAUUCAUUGAUUGGUUAAUGACGAGCACAUGUUUGAAGUUGACCAAUGAAAUGGCUCCAUUCUUUCAAGACUGGUUUUCUGUCUUUGGUUUUGUGAAUUUUAACCCAAAAAUAUAUUUUUAAUCGGAGAAGUAUGUUUUCUUUCAUUAGGAUGAAUUUUGUAGUGUGUGGACAUAGGACAUUUAUAAAUCUCAAGUUCUUCCUAUAUUAUUUAUAUAUAUAUGUAUAUAAUAUUAUAUUAUAUAUAUAUUAAUGAUAAUGCCUCAUAAAGCCACUUUGAUUAUGUUGAAAUAUUACUCCAUUUUAGGUAUAAAAAAAACUAUUUAAAGAAUUGAAAGCUAGCUAGGCAUUGUAAUAACAUGUGUAUUGAAUGGUAUUUGAAUCAAGUGGAAUUCUUUGCAUAGCCAGUGUAUUUAAAUUUUGACGAAUUGUUUGGGGAAAGCAAUGCUUGUUUAAUAUGUUAGUUUCCUAUAUAAUAUUAUGUUUAUGUUGAUAUAAAAUUUAUAUAUUUUUUGAUACAUAUAACUGUGUACAGUCCCAUUAAGAUAUGAUUCAACAUUAACUAGUUGGUGCCAACAUACUUUGAUCUGAUCAACAUCACUGGAAGCAAUUUACGAGAACAAAAUUUUUUAUCAAAAUAUAGCCAUGUGUUUUGUUAGUUAUUAUUAAUCUAUGUUUGUAUUUGCAUAACCUUAUUACAGUGUAUCAUGUUGAUUUUGUUAUAUUCUAUAGGAGAAAAUGUCAAGCUCUUAAAUACUAGGAAAAUUGUGCAUGAAUACAAACAAAAAUAAAUAUUCCUAACUA